Capsella rubella is the source of this 829-nucleotide messenger RNA. RefSeq names its product protein SPEAR3. Bases 130 to 726 code for a protein of 198 amino acids. Gene Ontology annotation, molecular function: DNA-binding transcription factor activity. The transcript is spliced from 5 exons. The record is from RefSeq and is a predicted model, not a curated record. Lineage: Eukaryota; Viridiplantae; Streptophyta; Magnoliopsida; Brassicales; Brassicaceae.
CAGCUCAAAGCUAACCAAACCAACCCCACACGCACAGAAAAUAAAAAGACAAGUGUGUUGGGUUUUUCUCUCUCUAACUAGCAAGACUUUCUCUCUCUAGUUCUUGAUUAUUAUUAUUCCGGUGAAAUUAUGGGUAGUAGCUUUUUUGGGAGACCAAAGAUGGGUGGAUCUUCAUCGUCUUCACCAACAUCUUCUUCUUCUACCCCUGCAAAGAGAGGGAAGAACAAGAACGGUUCUGACAAGCCUAAGCAGCCACAGAGAGGUCUCGGCGUGGCGCAGUUAGAGAAGAUUAGAUUGCACGGCGAGUUUAACUGCAACAGCUUCAAUACUUACCCUUCUUAUCAUCCCUCAUCUUUCAACCACCAGGACGAUGUGAGGAUGCAAGGAGGAUAUCCAUCCAUACCAACUUCAUCACCAUCCUUUACAUAUGCAUCAUCAUCACCAUCAUCGACUCCUUACGGCUAUCACCCAAACAUGAUGAUGAAUGCAAAUAAUGAUCAAUACGAGAGAACAACCAUAAGAUCAUACGGAGAUUCUCAGCCUCACGUAGCACCGAGUUGGAACCCGAGCUAUGGCAUCUUGGAGAGCCAACAUUUUGUGGAACCAAACACAACCAGACACUUCUUAAACGAGGAUCCGAGAAAUAAAUCGUUGGGAUCGGGUAUUCAGAACUAUGAAACGAGUGAAGCAAAUGAGCCUGAUUUGGAGUUGAGAUUGUCACUUUAAUUAAUGUCUAUGAACUCAUAUUAUUGAAAGGCCAUGGAUUUGUUAUUAUACAUUGACAGCAUAUUAGAGAAAUAAUAUAUCUAUAGGUGAUCAUUUGAUUUGA